AGUCUAUUUUUAAAUAUUUGUUUCAUCGGGGCCCAAUAGUUAGAAUGUCUGAGUGUGCACAUUUUUUUGUUAUAUUUAUUUAUCUCCUUUCUUCGUCACUAAAUUGAAAUAAAAAUAAGCUUCUCUCUCUCUGCUAUGCUGAGAAAUGCUCGCCGCUUGAUCAAACUGUCCUACGCCUCGGCGAUCGCCGCCACGUGUAUCUCCUCCACACCCCGAUUCGCCUCCGCUUCUUCUUCUUCAGCUUCCAACUCAGUCUCCGCCAUGGCCGACCUCGAAACCCUAAAGACCAGGGUCUGCAUCAUCGGAAGUGGUCCAGCUGCCCACACCGCUGCCAUUUACGCCGCUCGCGCCGAGCUCAAACCAAUCCUCUUUGAAGGAUGGAUGGCCAACGACAUCGCUCCCGGCGGCCAGCUCACCACCACUUCCGACGUCGAGAACUUCCCUGGGUUCCCGGAAGGAAUCCUCGGCAUCGAAAUCACAGACCGUUUCCGUAACCAGUCUCUCCGAUUUGGCACUCAGAUUUUCACCGAAACCGUUUCGAGCGUCGAUUUCUCGGGCUCUCCUUUCAAGGUUUUCACCGAUUCUAAAGCCGUCCUAGCCGAUUCCGUCAUCGUCGCUACCGGCGCGGUUGCCAAGCGCCUUCUCUUCCCCGGCUCCGGUGAAGGAGAAGGUGGGUUCUGGAAUCGAGGAAUUUCGGCCUGUGCUGUUUGCGAUGGUGCCGCCCCGAUUUUCCGGAACAAGCCCCUUGCCGUGAUCGGAGGCGGCGAUUCCGCCAUGGAAGAAGCUAAUUUUCUUACCAAGUAUGGCUCCGAGGUUUAUAUAAUCCACAGGAGGGACACUUUCAGGGCUUCGAAGAUUAUGCAGAGCCGUGCUCUGAGCAACCCAAAGAUCAAAGUGAUAUGGAAUUCCACUGUGGUGGAAGCUUAUGGUGGAGAAAGAGGGGUUCUUGGAGGGUUGAAGGUCAAGAACGUGGUCAGUGGGGAAAUUUCUGAUUUGAGAGUUUCAGGCUUGUUCUUCGCUAUUGGGCAUGAACCGGCGACCAAAUUCCUCGGCGGCCAAUUGAAGCUUGAUUCGGAUGGUUACAUUGUGACGAAUCCGGGCACGACUCAGACCAGUGUGAAGGGAGUUUUUGCUGCUGGAGAUGUCCAGGACAAGAAGUAUAGGCAGGCUGUUACUGCUGCUGGAACUGGGUGCAUGGCAGCUUUGGAUGCUGAACAUUUCUUGCAAGAGAUUGGAUCCCAGCAGGGUAAGAGUGAUUGACUACCAAGGGUUGCCCAGGGUGUUAAGAAGUCCUCAGUUAGAAGCAAAUUUUAAUCAGCACAAGGACAAAAAAAUUUCACAUUACUCUGGGAAUCCAAUAAUAACAAUCAUUUGUUUGCAAAAGACAGUGAAAAAGAAGAUAGAUUUGAAGUAUAUGCUCUACUCUUGAUUAUUCCGCAAUCUUAUGCGGGUUUAUUUUUUAUUGAAUUGUUUCAGACUUGAUCAUUUCAAUGAUUAAAAUAGGCUUAUUUAUUUUUAA
Messenger RNA from Ziziphus jujuba (common jujube), 1519 nucleotides. RefSeq names its product thioredoxin reductase 2. The record is from RefSeq and is a predicted model, not a curated record. Gene Ontology annotation, cellular component: cytoplasm. The transcript has 2 exons. Lineage: Eukaryota; Viridiplantae; Streptophyta; Magnoliopsida; Rosales; Rhamnaceae. Gene Ontology annotation, biological process: removal of superoxide radicals. Gene Ontology annotation, molecular function: thioredoxin-disulfide reductase (NADPH) activity. The coding region runs from base 136 to 1260 and encodes 374 amino acids.